GGUCCCAGCUAUUGUUUUCCACCACCUCCUUGCCUCCUGCCUGGAAUUCAGGAUCUUUCCUGAAUUUUGUCCUCUCCAGAGGGGACAAAAAGUGUCCUGACAUGCAUCCCCAUUCUCCGGCCAUGGGGUCAGUCACUCAGGAAUCUCCCCUUCCUAGGAGGUGGCCUAGGGGUCCCUCCAAUCACCCAAGAGGGGCCCCAGGUACUAUUUUUGCCCAGCCCUCAGCUAGGAGUUAGAAUUCGGGCUCUUCUAUCCAGCUGGGCAACAGGUAUACUGACACCUGCCCCGAUUGUCCUGGCUAUGGGAUCCAUGGAUCCCCUGCCCCCACGGGUCCCACAUAUUAUUUCCCCACCUCCCUCUCUAGCUUUAGGAACUGGCAUUUGGGAACACAGGUGUUUGGCCAGUUGCUUUCACCCUAGAACUGUGAAGUCUGGCAUUCUGGUGGUCUCUUCCCCAGGAAGCAAGCCGGGGGUGCCCCUGAGCUCCCCUAAGAACCCAAGAGGACUAGCAGAUGUGGUUUGCCCCCCGCCCUUAUCCCUCAGAUACAGGCUGCUCAACUCAGGAUACUGCCUCUCUAGGAGGACCCAAGCUUCCCACGAGAGGAGGAGUCCAGGAUGGAGAGAGGGGCAGAGCCAUGGAGUUGGGUACUGGAGACCUCUAGUGCCGGGUCCCAUGACUUCCGUCCAGGUGUGGGGCUGAGAAGGGAGGGGCCCCCAUGUCCCACUAGGAUCCUUCUCCCUGCCCAGGAUCCUGCCCCAGAAGCAGCUGGCACUUCCACACCUAGGAUGCGGCGCUCGGUCCUGGUCAGGAACCCAGGCCACAAAGGCCCAAGACCCACUUAUGAAAAGCUUGACUCAGACUCAGAAGACCUGGACCCCAACCCAGAAGAGCUUGAUCCGAUUUCUGAAGACCCACAUCCUGACCCAGAAGACCUCAACACUGUCUCUGAAGAUGCAGACCCCAGCUCUGAAGAUCUGGAGCUGGUCUCCGAGGAUCUGGACCCCGAUGUGGAAGCACCCAGCUCCAUUUCGGGGAACCGUGACUCGGAUCCCCAAGAUCUCGAUCCCAUGUCGUCGAGUUUUGAUCUCGAUCCAGACGUCAUCGGCCCUGUCCCUCUGGUCCUCGACCCUAACAGCGACACCCUCAGCCCCCCAGAAGCCCCAGACCUAGACCCCCUCUCAUCCAGCCUCACUGCCACCCCGGAGGGUCUGACCACCAGCCCCGCGGUGCUCCCCGCACCUGCCAGCCCGCCCCGACCCUUCUCCUGUCCUGAUUGCGGGCGAGCCUUCCGCCGCAGCUCAGGGCUGAGUCAGCACCGCCGCACCCACAGUGGCGAGAAGCCCUACCGCUGUCCCGACUGUGGCAAGUCGUUCAGCCACGGCGCCACGCUUGCCCAACAUCGGGGCAUCCACACGGGCGCGCGGCCCUACCAAUGUGCGGCAUGCGGCAAGGCCUUCGGCUGGCGCUCCACACUGCUGAAGCAUCGCAGCAGCCACAGCGGCGAGAAGCCGCACCACUGCCCGGUGUGCGGCAAGGCCUUCGGGCACGGCUCGCUGCUGGCGCAGCACCUGCGCACGCACGGUGGCCCGCGACCGCACAAGUGCCCGGUGUGUGCCAAGGGCUUCGGGCAGGGCUCCGCGCUACUGAAGCACCUGCGCACGCACACGGGGGAGCGGCCCUACCCGUGCCCGCAGUGCGGCAAGGCCUUCGGGCAGAGUUCAGCGCUGCUGCAGCACCAGCGCACGCACACAGCGGAGCGCCCCUACCGCUGUCCCCACUGCGGCAAGGCCUUCGGCCAGAGCUCCAACUUGCAGCACCACCUACGCAUCCACACAGGCGAGCGCCCCUACGCCUGUCCCCACUGCUCCAAGGCCUUCGGGCAGAGCUCGGCGCUGCUGCAGCACCUGCACGUGCAUUCCGGAGAGCGCCCCUACCGCUGCCAGCUCUGCGGCAAGGCCUUCGGCCAAGCCUCCAGCCUCACCAAGCACAAGCGGGUGCACGAGGGUGCCGCCGCUGCAGCCGCUGCAGCUGCCGCCGCCGCUGCUGGCCUGGGGCUCAGCCCUGCUUCGAUGUUGAGGCCCGGGCAGGUCUCCCUCCUCGGGCCUGAUGCUGUCUCUGUGCUCGGCUCUGGCCUGGGCCCCAGCUCAGGCCUGGGCCCUGACCCUGGCUCUAUGCUGGGCUCCCUCCCCAAACCUGGCCCCAAAGCUGGCCCUGGCGCCAGAUCUACCCCCACCCCUGUUCCUGUCAAGGCUUCUGACCCUAAGCCUGGUCACGAUUCCAAUCCUGACCUUGUGGCCAGUCCUGACCAGGGAUCUGUCCACAGCCCAGACCCAGAUCCUGUGCCCAGCCCCGACCCCAACCCUGAGACCCACCCUGACCCUAGCUCUCCCACUCAUGACAGCCCAGCUCUCCCUCUUGGUGAGAGUCCUGAGUGGGUGCAGGAGCGAGGUGCACUGCUGGGGCCCGAUGGCUAAAGGGGAGGCUGGCACCCACAGGGUCUGGGGAAGUUGUGUGUUGUGCAGUUAGUAAAAUCCUCCCACUGCCUCCUGGCUCCGU
Molecule: messenger RNA, 2556 nt
Organism: Pteropus alecto (black flying fox)
Lineage: Eukaryota; Metazoa; Chordata; Mammalia; Chiroptera; Pteropodidae
Gene: ZNF358
Product: zinc finger protein 358
Exons: 3
Coding region: 615-2474 (619 amino acids)
Biological process (GO): regulation of transcription by RNA polymerase II
Cellular component (GO): nucleus
Molecular function (GO): DNA-binding transcription factor activity; RNA polymerase II cis-regulatory region sequence-specific DNA binding
Source: RefSeq, a predicted model, not a curated record